Rana temporaria (common frog) is the source of this 1335-nucleotide messenger RNA. RefSeq names its product vomeronasal type-2 receptor 26-like. The record is from RefSeq and is a predicted model, not a curated record. The transcript is spliced from 4 exons. Gene Ontology annotation, molecular function: G protein-coupled receptor activity. Gene Ontology annotation, biological process: G protein-coupled receptor signaling pathway. The coding region runs from base 1 to 1335 and encodes 444 amino acids. Gene Ontology annotation, cellular component: membrane. NCBI's taxonomy places the organism in Eukaryota, Metazoa, Chordata, Amphibia, Anura, Ranidae.
AUGACAGAAAGUGCACAGGAGGUCAGUGUCAACAGCAGUGCACUAGUGACCUGUGUGAGUGAACUGGAGGCCACAAAUACAGGCCUUGUGGCAGAGCUGCACAAAUAUGUGAGAAAUGUUCAUUACACGGACCCAACCGGAGCCAAGAUGUACUUUAAUGAGAGGAAUGAAAUUCCGUCUGAUCUUAUUUUAGAAAGUUUGAUUGUUAUGAAAGAUAUAGAUUUGUAUUAUGAACCAAUUGCCACUAUUCGAGGCCCAGACUUUAUGCCUGAAAUGUUUCCCAAUAUGAGUGAUCCCAACAUCUGGAAAAGUGGCAAAGUUCCGGUAUCUCGGUGCUCAGAUCCCUGUUUACCUGACAGCAGAAAAAAGUUUGGAUCUUCCAUCCAUAAAUGCUGCUAUGAGUGCGUCCGAUGUCCAGAAGGAGAGAUCUCCAAUAUUUCCGACAGUGAAAACUGCAUGAAAUGUCCUGAUGAUGAAUGGCCAAAUGAGAAGAAGGAUCUGUGUGUUCCAAAAUGGAUGGAAUUUCUCUCCUACACUGAUGAUCCCAUUGUUGCAGUAUUUUCAGCUGUCUCCAUCCUCUGUUGUCUUCUGACUGGUUUAAUAUUGGGGAUAUUUAUACAUUACCGGGACACCCCCAUUGUUAAAGCUAAUAACCGGAACCUGAGCUAUCUUCUCCUGGUCUCCAUCAUGUUGAGCUUCCUCUGUGUCUUCUUGUUCCUCGGACGUCCAGUAGAUAUAACCUGCAUGCUGCGUGUCACCUCUUUUGGAGUCAUCUUCUCAGUUGCUGUCUCUUCUCUACUUGCCAAAAGUAUCAUGGUGUGUAUUGCUUUUAAAGCCACCAAACCUGGGAGUCCCUGGAGGAAAUGGAUGGGAGGCAAACUGCCCAAUUGUAUCAUUUGUGUCUUCUCACUGGUUCAAGUCAUAAUCUGUGUCUCUUGGUUGUCUAUUUCUCCUCCCUUCCAGGAUCAGGACACUCACUCUUAUCAGGGGAAGAUCAUCAUUCAGUGUAAUGAGGGUUCAGUUAUCGGCUUCUACUCUGUCCUGGGAUAUAUGGGGCUUCUGGCAGCUGUGAGCUUCAUUAUAGCUUUUUUAGCCAGGACAUUACCGGACAGUUUUAAUGAGGCCAAGUACAUCACCUUCAGCAUGCUGGUGUUCUGCAGUGUCUGGAUUGCCAUGAUCCCGGCCUAUCUGAGCACCAGAGGGAAAUACAUGGUGGCUGUGGAGGUUUUUGCUGUAAUGGCAUCAAGUAUUGGACUUCUUGGCUGUAUAUUUUUCCACAAAUGUUACAUAAUUCUGUUCAGACCUGGCCUGAAUAUAAAAAUAGUUAUCCGCUAA